Molecule: messenger RNA, 1785 nt
Organism: Trypanosoma rangeli
Lineage: Eukaryota; Euglenozoa; Kinetoplastea; Trypanosomatida; Trypanosomatidae
Product: putative WAS protein family 3-like
Exons: 1
Coding region: 1-1785 (594 amino acids)
Biological process (GO): Arp2/3 complex-mediated actin nucleation; exocytosis; endocytic recycling
Cellular component (GO): WASH complex; early endosome; recycling endosome
Molecular function (GO): alpha-tubulin binding; gamma-tubulin binding
Source: RefSeq, a predicted model, not a curated record
AUGUACAAUGAUGCCGUCAAAACAAUGUACGGGUAUGCGGUACCUGUCCCUCUUACCAAUGGGGGUUGUCUCACAAUGCUGUCUGUGAUUAACGCCCUUGAACAACUGGACCAAACAUGUGGCUGUGUAUUUGGAAACAUUGAAUCCGCAGUUCAGAGUUCACGUGAGAGGUUGGAAGGACUUAAGGAGCGUAUUGAAAUGUGCGCUGCACGUGUUCAACAACUGCACGGGCGUCGCGAGGCGAUAAUGGUUAAGAGCCGGUCUCGGUUUCCUAAGGGUUGCUAUCGUACCAUGCACCUUGCACAGGCUCCACUGGAAACACGGGAUUAUUUACUGCGGCAUCAGCAUCCCAUAUUGCCAGCAUUGUUCGCCGUGGACACCUCCGACUGUGACACGGAAGCCUCAGUGUACAGCGAGAAGGGCGCUGGCCUCCUCAACAAUGACAAAAAUAGUGUCCUUGAUGACCAGCAGUGUGGCGAGCUAGGGCGAGACAACUUUUACCAUCGGCCGAUUCAGCGCCUUGAAGGGAAGGUGGAGGCGCAGGGGCCUGUAAAACCGCAGCACCCUUUACAUCGCGCGGGGCUGGCUGACGCUAUGCCGUUGGCGGCAUUGUGGCGGUAUCACAGCGUAGCAGAAAGAGGGCUUGGACGUCUGCCGCGGCAACUGAUGAGUGUCAGCUCACUGCUCCUGUUUAACACUCGCGAAAAUCUCUACAAGGAGUACCAUGAGUUAGAUGUUCUGAAACAGCAGAGGGAGGAGCGUGUGGUAGCAACCAGGCGGCGACUUGGUGGCGCGGCCGAUGUGCACCGGGACUACAUGACACGAUUCUCCUCUGAUGAAUAUGCCUUUGUUCCGCUUAUGGAAGAGGUGGUAAACCUUAUGAAUGACCUUCCAGAGGAUCUGCCACUGGAAGGCAUCGCUGAUGUUGCCUGGCACGCAUACACACUGGAGGCGGAGGAUAAUAUUGCACCCAGUUGGCAGCGGCGGCUUGGUGAGGAGAGUGCAGUAGCAACAGAGAGCACAAGGUCUCUACGUGAUGGCGAAAAGACGCAAGGUCACACACUAUCAAUCACCCUCGGCCCGACAGCAACAAUAACGCCGUCGUCGUUUAUUACCUCUUCUUUUGCGCCUGAGGUCUUGCCGCCAGCAGUGUUGCCGCCGCCAUUACCGCCUACGGGUAAAGCACCGCCACCACCACCACCACUGCCAUUGCCGCCCAAGGGUAAAGAGCCACCGCCGCCGCCGCCGUUGCCGCCCACGGGUAAAGCACCGCCACCACCACCACCGCCGCCACCACCACCACCACCGCCGAUGAUGAUGAAGACAACAACAGCGACGACAAUGGCCAAAGAGAUGGCAGUGAGUCCUUUGCCACAGCCACCAUCCAUGCCGCCAGCUGUCAGGAUUCUUCAUGUGCUUGGUAACCCCCCUCCUGCACCACCACCUCCGCCACCACCAGCGAAGAGUGCCCUCACGAGACCGCCGUCAAAGACAGAGUCUAGACCAGCUCCCAAGGUUGCACCAAAGAGCAAUUUGGGCACACUCUCUUCCCUUCUUGCUAAUCGCCGGAGGGGCAUUCUUGGAAUGCACUCGGACGAGGAUGAGGAAGAGGUACUUCGGUCUGCUCCCUCGAAGGGAGUUAGAAACGCUAAAGAGUCAGCUUCCCAAGCAGUGACGGCACCGCCACUCUCUGCUGCAAAGGCGGUCCUGCCUCCACCACCACCACCGCCAGUACCGGGUAAGUUCCCCCCGAGGCAUAUGGACGAUGAUGAUGAUGAUUGGUAG